CCAAGUGCUCAAAAAUAGGACGUAAGUUAUCAAAAACUAGUUAGCUAGUUAUUCAAUUCAUCAAUGGCUAAUUCCGACUCAUCUUCAACGACCUACCUCCUCAACCAGCAUAAUGCUAAUGAUCAUCAUCUUCCUUCAAUAUACUAUCAAGCCAACAAUAAUAAUAAUGAAAAUAAUAAUGGUGGUAUCAUUGACUUGGGGCUUAGCCUUAGAGUUUUGCAGCCACCAACUAAUAAUUACUCGUAUAUUAAUGGCUCCGUAAAUCCACAUCAUGAUGACUACCGUGAUAUGGUAGAAUGGAACCACCACCCAAUAACAAUGCACCCUUACGAAGGCAGUCCAGACGACAUCGAUGUCAACAUUAUUUAUCCUAGCUGCAGGAAGACAGAUAACAAGUACCAUGCUGUCAAUAUUUAUGAAAGAGAUGUGUUCCAUAGGAUACAACUACAACAAAGCGAAUUUGUGAAGGUUAACAUGGAUGGAGUACUCAUUGGUCGAAAGAUAUGUGUUGUUAAUCAUUCGAGUUACUUGAGUCUUGCAACUCAACUUGAAGAAAUGUUUGGAAAACAAUCUGUAUGUGGUUUGAGACUAUUCCAAAGUGGUUCAGAGUUUUCCUUAUGGUAUAAAGAUAGAGAUGGACAAUGGAGGAUGGUUGGUGAUGUCCCAUGGAAGGAGUUUGUAGAUGGUGUAAAGCGGAUUCGGAUCAUGCUUAAUUAAUUAAGGAUCGAUGAAACCUUCUUAAUUAAUUUCUAUGUAACCUAAUUGGUAUAAAUUAAUUAAUGUCCCCGGCCAUUCCAUUCCUGGAACUUGAAGUUGAAUGAAGGCAACAUAACACAUGGGACGUUGAUGAGACUAGCUUUUUUUUUUUGUGCGUCGCGUCUUACAGUGUCAUACUAAUUAUUAUAUACAUAUAGUAUGAUCUCCAACAAUUCGAAAAGGCUAUAUUUGUCUUUCGAUUUUCUCUUAACUACUGUAGGCUCUGAGUUUGCUUAAUUUAUUAACUGCAAUGCAAUUAUAUUGUACC
Erigeron canadensis is the source of this 1024-nucleotide messenger RNA. RefSeq names its product auxin-responsive protein IAA32-like. NCBI's taxonomy places the organism in Eukaryota, Viridiplantae, Streptophyta, Magnoliopsida, Asterales, Asteraceae. The coding region runs from base 64 to 717 and encodes 217 amino acids. Gene Ontology annotation, molecular function: protein binding. Gene Ontology annotation, biological process: regulation of DNA-templated transcription. The transcript is spliced from 4 exons. The record is from RefSeq and is a predicted model, not a curated record. Gene Ontology annotation, cellular component: nucleus.